Molecule: messenger RNA, 1795 nt
Organism: Pteropus alecto (black flying fox)
Lineage: Eukaryota; Metazoa; Chordata; Mammalia; Chiroptera; Pteropodidae
Gene: FAM151A
Product: family with sequence similarity 151 member A
Exons: 9
Coding region: 1-1767 (588 amino acids)
Source: RefSeq, a predicted model, not a curated record
AUGGCGUUCAGGGAGUGCUCCAAAAAUUGGAAAAUAUGGGCUAUUGCCGGUGUUACCAGUGCGCUUCUGAUGUCUGCCAUCGGAUUCAUCCUGCUCUUCACGCUGUGGAAGGUCACCCAGCCAGACUGCAAGCAAGAUGCAGUUUGCCGCCCAGAUGCAGACAUGCUGGAUUACUUGCUGAGCCUGGGCCAGAUCAACCAACGGGAUGGCCUGCUGGUCACCUGGUACCAUGCUGCCAACAGCCAAAAGGAGAUGAAUGCUGCCCUGAAUAGCGACAUCAUGGUCCUAGAGGCAGACGUCAAUGUAGAAGGGCUCGACACAGCCAAUGAGACAGGGGUCCCCAUCAUGGCACACCCCCCUGCCAUCUACAGUGACAACACCCUGCAGCAGUGGUUGGAGACCGUGUUGGCCUCUUCCCAGAAGGGUAUCAAGCUGGACUUCAAGAGUCUCAAGGCUGUGGGGCCCUCCCUAGACCUCCUGCGGAGGCUGACAAAUGAAGGGAAAGUCCAGAGGCCUGUGUGGAUCAACGCUGACAUCGUGAGGGGCCCCAACAUUCUCAACUCCAUCGAGCUCAAUGCCACACAAUUCCUGGCCUUGGUCCAGGAGAAAUAUCCUGAGGCCACCCUAUCUCCAGGCUGGACCACCCUCUACUUGCCCAUGUUCCCGAACAGUACGUACACCCGAGCCAUGGUGGAGGAGAUGCAGGGGCUGGUAGGAGCGCUGCCACAGAGGGUCACCUUCCCGGUGCGGGCUGUCAUGGCACGGGCUGCCUGGCCCUACUUCAGCUGGCUACUGGGCCAAUCUGACAGGUACAGCCUGACACUAUGGCAGAGCAUCUCAGAAAACGUGUCAGUGGACGAUCUCCUCUACUUUCGGGACAACUGCGCAGCCCACCAAAUCUACUACGACCUCUUUGAGCCCGUUCUGUCGCAGUUCAAGCAGCUGGCCAUGAAUGCCACACGGAAGCAAAACUACUACACAGGGGGCAGCCUGAUCCCGCUCCUCCAGCUCCCAGGGGCUGAUGGUCUGAGUGUGGAGUGGCUGAUGCCUGACAUCCAGGGCAACAGAAAAACAGCCACAGUUCGACUCCCAGACAAAGAAGGCAUGAUCCUGCUGAACCUCAGCCUCCAGGAGCCUGCAGCUGGAGACCCUGUGCCCAUUGUGCAUGCCCCAGGUGGCCCUGCUUUGACGUUGGAGUCGUACCUGCUACAGCUCGCCAGACACUCUGGACGCUGGGGUGUCCAUUUGCACAUAGCAGAGCCCACAGCCCUUCGGCCAUCCCUGGCCAUGCUGGCCCACCUCUCCACCCUUGGCCACCUUGCUCGGCCUGUGUGGGUUGGGGCCACAGUUUCCCAUGGGAGUUUUGCAGUCCCUGGCCACGUGACCGGCAAGGAGUUGCUUACUGCUGUGGCUGAGGUUUUCCCCCACGUGACAGUGGUACCAGGCUGGCCUGAGGAAGUGCUGGGCAGUGGCUAUGGGGAACAGCUGCUCACGGAUAUGCUGGCGCUGUGCCAGGGACUCUGGCAACCUGUGUCCUUCCAGCUGCAGGCUGAGCCACUGGGCCAGAGCAUGGAUGGAGUUGUGGCCAGGCUACUGGCAGCCUCCCCAAGGACCACUGUCAUAGUGGAACACAGCAUGGCAGGGGGCAACUAUGCAUCUGUGCAGAAAGUGCUGCUGGCGACCAGGGCCGUGGACAGGACCCGGGUUUACUAUAGGCUAUCCCAGAGUUAUCGCAGAGACUUGCUGGCAGAUAUAGGCAGAAACUGACCACCCAGUGGUGCUGGACUAGAGGACC